AUGUACGGCCUCGUGUUUGUCCCAUUUACCGGGAUCGACAACCAUAAGAAAUGCGUGACAUUUGGAGCAGCCCUGAUUGAUCGGGAGGACGUGGACUCGUACAUUUGGGUAUUAAAGAACUUCAAAAACGCAAUGGGCAGCCCCCCCGCAAUCACUGUAAUUGAUCAAGAUCCGGCGAUGAAAGUUGCAAUUGCACAAGAAUUCCCUGAAACGCGUCAUCGGUACUGCAUGUGGCAUAUAAUGACAAAGGUGGGUGAUAAAGUGGGCACUGACCUAGCGAGGAACGAAGAGUUUAGACGGGAGCUAAAUACUGUAGUAUGGAACGACGCCUCAACUACUGCAAAUUUCGAGCAUGCAUGGAAAGCUGUAAUGGAAAAAUAUGCCAUAACUGAAAAUUCGUGGCUGAAACAUAUGUAUGAUGAGCGUGCGUCAUGGGUUCCUGCGUGUUUUGAAGGAGUUUUUAUGGGCAGAUUACUACGUACUACAUCCCGGUCCGAGGCUGAGAAUAGAAUUUUCAGAAGCAAUACUAACAAGCACCUUUGCCUUACAGAAUUCUUCAUCCGAUUUGAGAGUACAGUGCGAAAGCAACGGAUCACGCACGCACAUCUUAGUGGUGCCAGCAACGCACAGACUCCCCCUUUCAAAACACCACUGGGAAUUGAACGACAUGCAUCCAAACUGUACACACUAACAGUUUUUUAUGAUGUCCAGGAGGAAAUUAUUGCAGGUUGUUUUGAAUGCCGGGUAAGAGCAGUGACAAUCGGUGACGGCAUCAAGACUUAUGAGGUGGAUGAUAAGCGCGGGACACAGUACGGUUUGACCGUUGAGGAUGUGACAAUGAUUACGCACUGCCCCUGCCGAAUGUAUACAAGGAUUGGUCUAUUGUGUAGACACGCUUUUGCAGUGCUAAUAUAUGAGAGGGUUGAUACCAUACCGCCGCAACAGAUCACCCCGCGAUGGACACGCAACGCAAUAACAGAAUAUGAAGAUUAA
This is a messenger RNA of Ipomoea nil (Japanese morning glory), 993 nucleotides long. RefSeq names its product protein FAR1-RELATED SEQUENCE 5-like. The record is from RefSeq and is a predicted model, not a curated record. Gene Ontology annotation, molecular function: zinc ion binding. Bases 1 to 993 code for a protein of 330 amino acids. Gene Ontology annotation, biological process: regulation of DNA-templated transcription. Lineage: Eukaryota; Viridiplantae; Streptophyta; Magnoliopsida; Solanales; Convolvulaceae. The transcript has a single exon.